CUUGCGUUAGAUGUCGUUAAGAGUCAGUUCGAACGUAUUUUUAUCUGGUUUAUUGUUUCCUUUGUGGUUAUUUACUUCUCUAAAAUGGAAUCUCUUCAAGAAAUUUCUCAAUUUUUAAACCCGAACUCACGAUUAGAUCUGAAGGCUAUCAGCUUAGAACAUGUGCUCAGCGUAACUGGAAGUUUAGAAGGACGGGAACAGCUCUUAAAACUUCCAAAUUUACUGACACAAUUGAUUGCUCUAACACAGGACUCUUCCACAGCAGUGUCAAAGGAUGCUGCUCUGGCAUUGAUAAACAUUACUGCGGACGAAGCAGGGACCAGCGCGGUUUUGUUGAUCUCAGAAAUGACAAAAUUGAGCGAGGAUAAAAAAUACAAUUAUAAUUUAGUACAUGUUUGUAUUAGAUUUAUAAUGGAUAAGGAAAGUUCUCUAGCAGAUCCAUGCUGUAUGAUACUUUCCAAUAUGACUAGACCUUUGCAUUUAGUGGAUCGGGUCAUAGCACUUAUUGAAAAAACUGGGUAUUCUUGGGAUAGUAUUGUGGCAGUAUUUACUGCCAAGCAGUAUAACAAUACUGGUGCCAAACUGCACUAUUUAGGGCCUGUUUUUAGCAAUCUCAGUCAGUCUUCGCAAGUGAGAAGGUUCUUAGUGGAUAAAAAUCGUAACGGUAUCCAAAGGUUACUUCCAUUCACAGAAUAUGCAGGUAGUGUCGUAAGACGCGGUGGCAUAGUAGGCACGUUAAAGAAUUGUUGCUUUGAUGCAGAGGACCAUGAAUGGUUACUGAGCUUUGAAGUAGAUAUCUUGUCGUAUCUCUUGUUACCACUGGCUGGUCCAGAAGAAUUUGACUACGAAGAGAACGACAAGUUACCUGUCAGUUUGCAAUACUUACCGGAAACAAAGAAACGGGAACCAGACUUAGAUAUUAGGAUCAUGUUGUUAGAAGCCUUAGCUCAGCUGUGUGCAACUAAACGGGGAAGGGAAGUAUUAAGAGAGAAGAACACUUAUCUGAUACUCAGGGAGUAUCAUAAGUGGGAGACAAAUAAAAGCGCGUUGCUAGCUUGCGAAAAUGUUGUCGAUAUUUUAAUUAGGACCGAAGAAGAAAUAGGUUUGGACAAUAUAAAAGAAGUAGACGUUCCCCCGGAAUACGCAAACAAGUUCCAUCAAAUGGAUCAAGACUUUAUUAACAGUACAUGAUAUAACGUAUUGUAAUAAAUUUUAUAAAGG
This is a messenger RNA of Colletes gigas, 1221 nucleotides long. RefSeq names its product protein HGH1 homolog. The record is from RefSeq and is a predicted model, not a curated record. NCBI's taxonomy places the organism in Eukaryota, Metazoa, Arthropoda, Insecta, Hymenoptera, Colletidae. The transcript has 6 exons. The coding region runs from base 85 to 1191 and encodes 368 amino acids.